AUGUCCUCUUUCGAGCCGGUGGUGAGUUCCUCCGUUCCCUUUUUCGAGAUUCGACCGAGUGCGUGGGAUACGGGCGACAUGAGGGUUCUCGCGAUGUGUGUCGUCGUUGACGGCAAGGGCCAUCUCCUUGGUCGUCUCGCCUCUAUCGUUGCUAAGCAGCUCCUCAACGGCCAGAAGGUCGUCGUCGUCCGCUGCGAGGCCCUCAACAUCUCCGGCGAGUUCUUCCGUGCCAAGCUCAAGUACCACGCCUACCUCCGCAAGAUGACCCGUUACAACCCGACCCGCGGUGGUCCCUUCCACUUCCGCGCCCCGUCGAGAAUCUUCUACAAGACCGUCCGCGGCAUGAUUCCCCACAAGACCGCCCGUGGUGCCGCCGCCCUGGAGCGCCUCAAGGUCUUCGAGGGUGUCCCUCCCCCCUACGACAAGCAGAAGAAGAUGGUCGUUCCCCAGGCUCUCCGCGUCCUCAGAUUGCAGCCCGGCCGCAAGUUCUGCACCGUCGGCCGUCUCUCCCACGAGGUCGGCUGGAAGUACCAGGACGUUGUUGCUAGACUGGAGGAGCGCCGCAAGGCCAAGGGUGCCGCUUACUACGAGCGCAAGAAGGUCGCCCAGCGCCAACUCACCGAUGCGAAGAAGAACGCCAAGGUCGACCAGAAGACGGCGCAGGCCCUCGAGGCCUUCGGCUACUAA
Colletotrichum karsti is the source of this 687-nucleotide messenger RNA. RefSeq names its product 60s ribosomal protein l16. Bases 1 to 687 code for a protein of 228 amino acids. Gene Ontology annotation, cellular component: ribosome; cytosolic large ribosomal subunit. Gene Ontology annotation, biological process: negative regulation of translation; translation. The transcript is spliced from 5 exons. Gene Ontology annotation, molecular function: structural constituent of ribosome; mRNA binding. The record is from RefSeq and is a predicted model, not a curated record. NCBI's taxonomy places the organism in Eukaryota, Fungi, Ascomycota, Sordariomycetes, Glomerellales, Glomerellaceae.